Pocillopora meandrina is the source of this 18227-nucleotide messenger RNA. The record is from the annotation of a GenBank genome assembly. Lineage: Eukaryota; Metazoa; Cnidaria; Anthozoa; Scleractinia; Pocilloporidae.
AUGGCGGACGCUUUUGGUGAAGACGAUAUCUUCGCUGUUUUCGAAGAUGAUUCAGGCAAAAAAUCAGAUAAAAACAAUAAGAAAGGGAAGAAGGAAGCUGCUGAUUUAUCGACGUCCACAGGAGCGUCAAGUAUCGGAGAGAAAAGAGAAUUUACACCGGGCGCUAUCGACCUCGAUGAUGCUGGAGCUAAGAAAGCGAGAGUUGACGAUAUGGAGAGGUGAAUCUUGUCUUUUUGCUCUUUAUUACGUUUAUGAUUAAAAAAUGAGUAACAAGUAAAAGUAGAACUUUUACUUGUUAGUAGAUUUUUGUUGGAAGAUAGUUCACCAUUGGUUAAAUAACGAAACAGUCAAGUGAUUGUUUACAUUAUGGGUGAUAGUAAAAAUCAGGCUCCGAAGAAAACUGUCGAUCGGUCAUGUGUCCACCGGCUGUUGGGCGAUAGCUGUCUCUUUGUCAGGCCGAUCGUUUACCGAUUGUCGUCAUUCUGUGAGUAACCUGUUCUUAACUACGACCAGUGCUUGUGAGUGCAUGAUGCAGUGAUUCUGAUAGAUAAAAGAAGAGUCAUAGGAAUUGUAGAAUUAGUUUAAAGGAAAAGUUAAGUUACUUUGUCUUUUUAUAAAUGUUUUUUUUUAUAUUUGUCAUGAAGUCUCCUUGAGACAAUUCCCAGAGUCAAUGUCAGAAAUGUUGAAACUAUUGAAGCCUGCACUCACGAGGUGAGUUUUUACAUGAACAAUCUUUUUUUUACCACUUAUCAAUUAACAUUAAAAGUGCAUGUGUAUGUUUUGAUUCAAAUAUUUUUGGGAAUUAAGAUUUUUGUAGUUGGUUGGUUUUUUAUUUUCAUUUUCCACUCAUGGAACACAGCAAAAUAAGAAUAAGGCUGGCUAGAAACAUCUAAACCAUGAAAAAUUUGCACCACAACUUAGUCAUAGUAUAGGCUGUAAUCAGAAUGUGAGCAACAAAUCAUGUACUGCCUUGCUGAUAUCAUAAAUUUUCCAUUUUCUUCAAGGUGGCAGUUCCAGAAGGAUGUGAUUAUGUUCCAUUAGAGAAAAAGGCAACAAAACCAGCCAAGGUAAUAGUCACUUCUUUUUCUAGUUCACCCAUAGUAAUAGAAACAAUAGGGUAGCAUAGCAAUGUGGUGGGUUAAAUUGUUACAAAUUUCACAGAUAAUUCUUCAUCCACAAAAAAUGGUUCUGGUAGACAAAUGAUCAAACAAAAUGAGAUGUAAUUUUUGAAACUUUUUUUUUUAGGAGUAUCCUUUCAUCCUGGAUCCCUUUCAAAAAGAGUCUGUGAAAUGUUUGGAAAACAAUCAGUCAGUCUUGGUGUCUGCUCAUACAUCAGCUGGAAAAACAGUUGUGGCCGAGUAAGAAGAUUACUUUGUGAACAUAACCUUUUGCAUAACCUAAGGGUAAUAUUUGAUGGAAUAAUCUGAUUGUCUACAUGUAGGUAAGGGAACAUUUAGUCUUGAGUUGGACUGUUUUUGGAUGUUAGGGAUUGAUGUUAGACAACCUUGGUGGUUGUACAUCUUUCUGUAUAUCCUGGCGGAAGAGACAAUGACAGCAAUUUUAAUACAGAACUAGUUGUGGAAUAUUUGUGAACAAAGAUUCAAGCAAUUGUCAAACAUUCUGGUAGCCUUCUAUUCUCACUCUCUGCCCUGUUUGAGUCCAGCCUGAGCAGUAGAUUCUCGCCACCAGUAACUAUAUAUUUCUUUAUAAAUUAGUUUUGAGAGUUUGCUAUCAUAGAUAUCAAGGUGGACCAUUUAACCUUAGCUCUAGUUUGGUAGCCCCUUAGCCACUUUGCUUCCUUUUGGUGUUGUAUUGUGUACAAAUAAAUUAUUUUUGUGUAUUGUUGUUAGGUAUGCUAUUGCUAUGUCUCUAAAGAACAAGCAGAGAGUCAUUUACACAACACCUAUCAAGGUAAGAAAGGAGUACAGCAGAAUUUGGAUUUUUCAAAUAAUUGGUUUCUUAAAACUCUAGAUAAUUGUAACCAAAACUGGUCUCCUUUUCUCUGUCUAAUGCUGUAACCGCUCCCCCCCUCCUCAUUAUUUAUCCAAUUUUCUCUUCAUAGGAAUUUUAGAAAUUUAGAUUCAUUUAGUUUGAAGGAGAAAUAUCCAUCUUAAACUUAAAUCCUUUAAAAAAGGAUUCUCUUAGAAUCUGUCUGUUGUGUUUUAUUGUUACAUAACUAUUUAGUUUAUAUACUAUGGUUUUCAGUUGAGUGAGGCUUGACAAAGUUUGUCCACCAUGGUUUGAUGUUAAAAUGGUUUCAUUGUCAUAGGCAGCUGGCUCUGUUUCCAGUGGCAGUGUGUUGUUUAACCUCUAAUUUCAAGGGCUUUUACAUUUAACCCUUUAACUUCCAGAUCAAAUUUGUCAUUCUCCUUAUUGUCAACCAUACAAUUCUUAUAAUGUUAGUUCAGAGAAUUUAGUAUUUGAUCAACUAAUUAUCCCCAAAUUGAUAUUUUUUUUGAUUCUGGUCAUUUAUCUGGUUGAUAUUGUAUUGAUAAUGUAAGGAGAAAUUCUGUCUUUGUCACUCAUGGGAGUUAAAGAGUUAAAAGUUGGGGAUGGAUGGUUCUUGAGAUUUUGUCACCUUUGGAAAUGAGGAAAAUUGCUUGUGACUACAGCAUAAUUUCAUCGACAAAACCCUGUCACCAAACUUUUUCUGCAUCUCACUCAACAGCAAAUUGUACUGCCCACAAGUUAUAAAGCACUUUGUCAUUACUGUUUGUUUUGUAAUGUUUUGUAAUGUUUUGUAAGGCUCUCAGUAACCAAAAAUACCGUGAGUUGUACGAGGAGUUCCAGGAUGUUGGUCUGAUGACAGGAGAUGUCACAAUAAAUCCCAGUGCAAGUGCCUUGGUCAUGACCACAGAGGUAUAUGCACAAGUUGUUUCUUAUCUGACAUUUUUAUUGUUCUGUGGUUCUUUAAGCUUGUAAUGUAGUGUACAUUUACACACAUGUAGUAUUAUUGAAAAGUUCUUUUAGCCUUUUUUCUUACAAGUUAAUGUGUGAUUGCUUUCAGAUUUUGAGAAAUAUGCUGUACAGGGGCUCUGAGGUUAGGAAAGUUUUACAUAUUAAUUAAAUGGAGAGAAUUUGUGAUUCCCUUUUGAGGAACUACCUUAGUUAUUGGGUACAGGUGUUGUGGAAGACCCUUUUUCAGUAUCUAAUCUUAGACUGAAGAUCUUUUUGUCUGACAUCACUUGCAGUUUUGUAGAUUGUUUAGGACUGGGAUCUUGAGGUGGGAAUAUUUGUUUUAUUUGGGUGGUAAAAUUCAACAUCAUGAUCUAGAAUGGGAUUAAGAUUUAAUUUAGUGUGCCACACACUCAUCCUGUCUCAGGUAUGGUGGACUGUAGACCAAGAGGUUUUCUUUCAGGCAGAAGGGUUUCUUUUGUUUUUUAUGACAAACAGCUGUUACCCAGUAUUUCUAAGGAUGGUUUAGUUCACCUGUUCCCUCUUAAGAUCUCAGAAGUAACUCUCCAAUCAUUCAGCCUUCCUUUUUUUCACAAUGUUAGCUCUGAAAACUUGGUGUUGUGUGAAACAUUUUCUCUUGAUAGGCAUUUUUCUUUACUCUCAUCACCUAUCUGUUAAAUGGUGUACAGUAUUUAUACUAUAAGGAGAAAUUACAACUUGGUCACUCUUGAGAGCAAAAGGGUUCAGUUUUUUAGUCUCUCUUUUAGUUACAAACCUUCACUUUGAUUACAAACCUUCAGAGGUCUUUUAAUGGGGAUUAAGAUCUUGUGUUUGUCUCUUCUUUCACUUGUAGGUCAUGAGGGAAGUAGCCUGGGUUGUCUUUGAUGAAAUUCACUAUAUGCGAGAUAAAGGUAGGUGUGGAGAAAUUGGAGUGGAUCUUUUGAUGAGGAUUGUGAUGAUGAUAAUCAUUAUUAUGAUCAUGUUAGUGUAUUGGGAUAUGAUUUAAAAUCACUUAGGAUUUAAAUUUAAUGUUUAUUUUGUUUCUUUUUUAAGUAAUUCUUGAAUUACUUUUCAUUUCCUGUUUUUAGAAAGAGGUGUAGUGUGGGAGGAAACCAUCAUUCUUCUUCCAGACAAUGUACAUUAUGUGUUUCUCUCAGCUACAAUUCCAAAUGCCAGACAGUUUGCUGAAUGGAUUGCGCACCUCCACAAACAGGUUAACAAAUUAUUGCCUCUCUGCUUACUAAAUGAUUCCUUUUAAGAUGAUUACAUUGCUUUAGAAAACUUAGAACUACACUUGUAUGUUUCAUGCUAGUAAACAAACAAACUAGUUGCCUUUUUAAUAUGGUGCAGUGAAUCCUAGAGGUUUAGCUGGACAGUUAAUUAAGUCCUUUUGACCCAGCCUGAACUUAACCCUUAAAACCUUAAGUAACCAACAUCUAAUAAAUCUCCUAGCCAUUAUACUCCUGAGUCAUUCUUUAAGAUCAUGAGAAUAAAAGAAAUGAUCACAAACUUAAGAAGCUUGGAUUGUUAAACAACCCACCUUGACAAUACCAAAGUAAAUGCAUAUCAACAUACUUUUCCCAACCUCAUCUAGUAAUGAUUAAUUAGAUGUGUUCUGUACAGAAUGAUGUGUACUAAAUGUUUCUUGUUGUGUAGCCAUGUCAUGUGGUGUAUACAGACUUCAGGCCUACGCCUCUUCAACAUUAUAUUUACCCAGCUGGUGGAGAUGGUCUUUUCCUUGUUGAGGAUGAAAAGGUAUGUGUCUACUCCAUCAAAGUAGGCAAAAAAAACUUCCCCAGGCAACAGUGGUUGUGAAACUGCUGGAAUAGAAAGCUAGAAGUACAGUUGAAUCAGUAACUCAAAUUCCCCUCUUACUUGAAGCAAAACUGAUUUCCCUCGGAUUUACCUCAUAUAUUUACUGUUAUUUUAACCCCUGUAACUUGAAACCCUGAGAACUCAAAACUCCCCCUAACUCGAAGCGAUUUUUACAUGAGAAUAAAGGAAAUGGUCACCAAUUAUAGAAGCUCUUGAUUUUUAACCCUUUAACUCCCAAGAUCUCAUCAGUAAUUCUUCUUGCUGUCUGCCAAAUGAUUCUUAUUAUGUUAGUUGGAGAAUUUGGUAUCAGAUCAAUUAGUAAUCCCAUAAUUGAUAUUUUUUUUUAUUCUCAUCACUUGUGUGUAUGAUAUUGUGGAGUUAAAGGAUUAAACAAAUUUUAAAACGGAAAUGUACUGAGAACAGUAUGGAAAAUAUGCAUACUGAUGUUAGGGCGUAAACCAGGUUCAUCUCUUGUGGCCCUCAGCUAGCCAUUCUUCAAUUUAGACUUAAGGUUUCUUUUAUCUGGUAACAUGAGAAACUGUCAGCAUUUUUAAUAUCUGUUGAUGUUUGCUUUAUUAGGGAGAGUUUCGUGAGGAGAAUUUUCAAAAGGCCAUGGCUGUCAUAAGAGAAGGAGGAACUGACCCAGGGAACCUGAGAGGAAGGAAAGGGGGAAGUAAAGGUGUGUCUGGGUGUGGACAAUUUCGUGUAUCGCAAAUAGUAUUAGCUGUGCAUUUUAUUUUUCAUCUACACAUGUACACUCUAUGAUUCACCUGUCUGUCAACGUAAUACCUACUUACUUACUUACUUACUUACUGCCUGUUGCACCUCUUGGCAUGUAGGGCAACAAUGAAAUCUUUCCAUUCUUUCCUAUCCUGUGCCUGCUUCUGGAUUGCCCCCUGUGUCUUAUGUAUGGUCUUCAUCUCCUAUCCUCAACCUUCCGCUGCCAAGUCGUUUUAGGUUGGCCUCUCUUUUUCGUUCCCUUGGAAGGAAAUUUCAACUCAUUAACUUGAUGAUAAUUGAUCUACUCACUACUGACUUUUAAAUCACUUUAUUUUUGUCUGCUCAAACAUAGUACAAGAGAUCACGAAAGUGAAGUUAAUAGUCUAGAGUAUUUUAGGAAAAACUACAACAACAGUCAAGCAACAAACUUUUCUUGACAUUCAAUUAAUGAACACACCCAAUAAAAAUUUUUUCCCUCUAUAAAUCAGUAUUGAUGGUCAAGUGGGACUGGAAAUUGCAGAGUUGUUAACUUAUAGGAUUUAUUUCAGGUCCUUCAAAUUGUUUCAAAAUUGUCAAAAUGAUCAUGGAGAGGAAUUUCCAGCCUGUGAUCAUCUUCAGCUUUAGCAAGAGAGAAUGUGAAGCAUAUGCUUUGCAGAUGUCUAAACUGGACUUUAAUUCAGGUAAGAUGAUAUUAUGAAGAUACAUGUAUGGUGGCAUACUGAUGGGGAGGAGGGGGGACAGUGGCUCGUAUGUGGGACUUCAGAUUGAAAUGUAUGGGUUCAAACUCUGGUCAGAUACUUAAGUGUGCAGCCAGUGGUCCUACAGUGUGACAACUGGGAGUUGUUUUUCAACUGAAGUUAUACAAUGUAGCUCUUUCCCUUUUCUAGGUCAAGAGAAGAAGUUGGUAGAAGAAGUGUUUAAUAAUGCUAUUGACUGUUUAUCAGAUGAGGACAAAACUCUUCCUCAGGUAAAAUUUUAUUUCAAUAAAGCAGCAUUAUGAUGGAAGUUUCUUUUAUUUGCAAGACCAUGCAGUAGGUAGUGCAUUCAUGUGUGAAUUUAGAUGCUCUUCAAGCAAUUCCCUGGUCAGGAAAUAGAUUGCAUACAAUGUCUGCUCAAAAUAAGGCAUUACUUUCAAUUUUUAGGUGGAACAUGUUCUUCCCUUGCUGAAGCGUGGUAUUGGCAUUCAUCACUCUGGACUUCUUCCAAUUUUAAAGGAGACCAUUGAAAUUCUCUUCUCAGAAGGUUUAAUCAAAGUAAGUAUAUCCUGAUUCCUUACAGGCAGAAAAGUUAACAAUUGAGUCCUGAAGUGUUGUUGUUGUUGUUGUUGAUUGUGAUUGUUUUUUUUAGGCUCUUUUUGCCACUGAAACAUUUGCUCUUGGUCUUAACAUGCCUGCAAGAACAGUUGUGUUUACAAAUGCCAGAAAGUUUGAUGGGAAAGACUUCAGAUUUGUGAGUAGUUCUAGUACCUCUUUCCACUUUUCAAUUUUGCACAUUGGGGGGAGAUGAGAAAGACUUAGUAUUUAGUAUAAAAAUUGGUGUUCUCUCUGAAUAUGUUGAUCUCAAUGGAAAUUUGUCUAUUGUUUUAUCCUGGAUUGUAGUCAGUAAUAUUAGAGGGUAGGUGUGGAAACGACAACAAAGUGGUAAUUUCCUCAGUGGUAAGGGAUUCACCAUCGCCAUCAUGCCAGACCCCAGACCCCAGAUCCAGACAGCUGUCAACAUAACACCAGCAAACUACUCUAUUUAAUAAAUAUGUACUGAAAAUGUGGGAGGGAGGGAGGGUAUAGGGAUAUGAUGGAAACAAAGUAGCAAAGCAAGGAUAGCAAAAGCACAUGAUAAUGCCUCUGCAAAUCUCCAAGGAGCCUCCCACAACACUCCAGUGACACUACUGAAUCGAUCAGGUUUUAACAGAAUGAUGUUCCCCAUAUCAAUACACUCAGCCCUGUGAUUAACUCUGAUUUCCAGAUAACAUCAGGAGAGUACAUUCAAAUGAGUGGCAGAGCUGGAAGACGUGGCAUUGAUGACAGAGGGAUAGUCAUUUUGAUAGUGGAUGAGAAAAUGGGACCUGAUGUUGGAAAAGCAGUGUUAAAGGUAUCAUACUUUUCCCUUAGCUUUUGGUGAGAUUAAGGGCCAUUUUCAUACAAACAAUGAACCAGUAACAAGUAACUCUUAAUUGUUAACAACAAAUGAGACAUGUCUACACUGUACACCUAGUUCCCUUGGAGGUCUUUUUUUUGCCAAUGCUGUUUUACUUUUUGUUUCACUUGCUUUAUUCCCAGGAGUGAUAUAAAUGUAACUUCUUGUUGCAAAAUCAAUUCAUUGUCAAGUGCAGAAGAUGGAAAUAGAGAAACACAUCAGUUGGGGGAAUGUUUAAUUAAACACCAAAUCAUCAUGACAUACAGAAUUUAGUCAGAAAGGGAAAUAUUGAGAUCUUGGAUCAUAAGGUUGCAAUGCAGAUGUUUCCAUAACUGCACUGUAGUAGUGGAGAACUGAGAAUUAGUAGCUGGAAUGAGAAAUUUUAAGACUUUAAACUGGUCAGUAUAGACAAUGUAACUUAUUCUUCAAUUUGGUUAUGUUUUGCUGCUAAUAGGGCCAAGCAGAUCCACUGAACAGUGCUUUUCAUCUCACUUACAACAUGGUGUUGAACCUGCUGCGUGUGGAAGAAGUGAAUCCAGAGAUUAUGCUGGAGAAAUCAUUUUAUCAAUUUCAGAAUUAUGCCUCUGUUCCUGGCUUGAUUGAAAGUAAGUACUGCUCAGUAAGUACUUUUCAGAAGCUUUCAGUUGUUAAUUGCAGCCAGACAGAUUGUGGCUGUACAUGCUUUAACUCCUGGAAGUGAGAAACAUGUAACUUCUCCUUAAGCCAUCCAUACAUUAUCCAGCAAGCAGGUAAUGAGAAUACUUAAACUUGUCAGGUAGAAGUAGCUAUCUUGAUCUCACUCCAAAUUCUCGGAACCAAUUUACUAGGAAAUUUGUAGCAGCCAGAAGGGAGAAUUAACAAUCAGAUCUUGGGAGUUAAAGGGCUCUGCCGGUUCUGCAUUACUUUUCAUGGUCAUUAUUUUAUCAGAGUUUUAAUCAGUACUGUACAUACUGUAUCAAAUAAGCACCUGGGCUCCUAUAUGAAGGAAGGUGCUUAUCAUUCUUCUGCACUGAUUCCACUGUAGUUGAAGCUUAAAUAGUUAUAGAUAUUAAAUGCUAGUUGAAACAGAUUUUCUUUUCAUCCCUAUGAUUUAAGAAAUUGAGGGAGGAGGUGGGUGCCUUUUCAAGGGGGGUGCUCAUUUGAAAAUUAUGCUUAGGGGUGGGUGCUUAUCAAAGCUUGGGUGCUUAUUUGAGGAAAUGCAGUAUAAGCAGUCUUAGGACUGCAUGUAUUGAGCAACAACAUUUUUUUGGGAGCAGUUUUGGUGCUUGUUGUCUCUUAUGGGUAUACAAGUAAAUUACAAUUUCAGUUAAAAUUAGCUUGAAUCAUGACUGUGUUCUCUUUUUCUUUGUUGUUUAAAGAGCUCAAAGAUCUUGAAACCCAGAAGGAAUCUUUGGAAAUCCAAAAUGAAGAAUCCAUUAUGUCAUACUACAAAAUGAGACAACAGAUAAAUAGACUUGGGGAUGAGAUGCUGGUAGGUGUGGCUUUGAUUGUCGUUAACCCUGUAACCCCUAAGAGUGACCAGCAUCUAAUUUCUCCUUACAAUAACACCCUUGAAUCAGACAUGAAGGUCAUGAGAAUGGAGGAAAUGAUCACCAACUAAAGCAGCUCUUGAUUAUUAAACAAAUUCUCUUUGUCAGCACCUUGGGAAAUGUAUGGUGAAUAGUAUGGAGAAUGUGGAUAUUGAUGUUAGGGGGUAGAGAGUUGAUUUUUCUAUUGAGCAAUUUUCAGUCAAAUGUUAAAAGUAAGGUAGGAUUGUUUUGCUUUUCACAGUGGGAUCAAGGUACAGAAAAUAGGUUAAAAUUAGUAGAUAAUAUUUUGUUAUUAAUGGUAAUCUUUAUUUCUACCUAUUAUUUAGGGUUAUGUUCAUCAACCUAAGUAUUGCCUUCCUUUUAUGCAACCUGGACGAUUAGUUGAGGUAAGGAAUUUUUUUUUUCAAUUAACAAUUUUUAACUAGGAAAAAAGACACAGGUUUGUUAAAUAAGAAUCUAUUCUUGCAAUGUUGACAACAAAACUGAAUCCACUGUAUGUUACUUCCCUCAUAAUUUUAAAUGAUCUGGAUUACUUUCACCACUAUUUUCACUUUUAAUAGCAGGGAGAUCUCUAAUGUAAUCCUUCAUACUAUAUUUUGUGUUUGAUCUCUAAUUUAAUCCUUUAUACAUUUAUUUUGUUGUUUGGUUCUUCUUUGUUUAGCUGCUUUCAGUAACUUAAUUAAAUGUGUUAAUUUAUAUAAGAUCAUUGAAGCAUCUAAACUUCCAGAGACAUUUACUUUGGAUGGGGUGUGGGAUUCUUAAUCAUUUAUUUCCAGAAGAGAAGGACAAUCAAAAGGUAUUUUUAAUGAUCAUUAUAACUCCUAUCAUUGAAAGUAUCUAAACUUUUUUCAGAGGUAUUUGUUCCUAUUCAGUGAAUGGUUUAAACAAGUGGACUUCUCUGGGUACACUGAUUCUUUGUGUUUGCAUAGCACAAAGUGACUUGAUUGUUACAUGUACUUCAGUCUCCUCUAGGAUGGGAAGCCAGUCCAUCACAGGGUUACCCCACAGUAUUUGGUCAGAUUUCCCUUUCAGUUUUCUACAGUAAAUGGUUUGAACCUGUGGGUAACAUGUGAUAGUGUAGUCUGAUUGUCUGGGUGAGUGUAGUCCAGAGAUGGACUUUUGUUGGUAGUUUUGACAACCGAAAUGGAAGUCAUCACUCAGGUUGUUGAGAGCUCAGUCACCACUACCAGCAACAGUCCUUCUUAGGACCACACUUACUGGAUGAUCAGGCUACACUAUUACAUUUUUCUGCUACCCAUUUAUCCCCAUGGGUGAUGGGUUGGUGGUGAAGUGUCUUUCCUAUGGACACAAUACAAAAGCUGAAGCAGGGCUUAUCAUCUGCACCUCUCAACCAGAAGAUAAAAAAGCCAACCAUAAGAUUACUGGACCCCCCACAGUCUAACCUUAUCAUGACAAUGAUCAGAAGUUUUACUGGAAAUAAUAUUGUUGUUUAAAUCCCUUCCUCAGAGUGGUCCAACACAUGGGGAGACUUUGUAUGUGUUAGAGGUGUUACUUAAUUGUUCCAGUCAGCCAUUGAAGUCAGCAGAUGGUGAGACACCUCAGCCAUGUGGGCCUGAUGAAAAAGGAGAAAUGCAGGUAAAUCAGUGAUUCAGGAUUUACUGGGUUAAUUCAAAUGUUUUCCAAAAAAAUAUGGCUGCAUUUAUUAGAAGUACAACAUUUUUUGUUUCCUCAGGUUGUGCCCAUUUUGUUACAAUUGGUGAAAGCAAUAAGCAGUGUCAGGUUGUACAUUCCUAAGGAUUUGAGGUCACUGGACAGUAGACAGAGUGUUGGAAAAUCAGUCAAGGUUGGUACUUGAUGAGUGUUACUUCAAAGUAUCGGGUAACUUACACAGUACAGUAGGUUAAAAAUUCAAGUUGCUUCACCCAAAGGCUCUAAAGCACUAAGGAAGUAAUUAAACCUUUAAACCCUAAGAGUGACUAGCAUCUAAUUUCUCCUUACAAUAAAACUGCUGAAUCAUUCAUUAAGAUUGUGAGAAUAAAGGAAAGGAUCACCAACUUAAGAAUCUUUGAUUGUUGAACGAAUUCUCCUUGUCAGCAACAAAGGAAACAUAUAGAGAAAAGUAUAGAGAAUAUGGAUGCUGAUGUUAGGAUGUAAAGGGUCAAGGAAAGGAGUCUUGGCAAUUAACAGCAAACAAAUUUUUACAAUGGUUUUCUUUCAAUAGGAGGUACAACGUCGAUUCCCAGAUGGCCUACCAAUGCUGGAUCCUAUAGAAGACAUGGGAAUCAAAGAUGAUGGAUUAAAGUCUGUCAUAAGGGUGAGUGCAAUCAAAGCCUCUGUUGUAAGUUUAAUAUAUUUUAUUUAAAACAAUAAAAUUUUUUUCUGAUUUUGUAAAAGCUAAAUACACCAUGCCUGGUCUGCUCUGAUGAAGGGGUAUCCUAGAUUUGAUAAUGAUAUCCAAGUAAAAAUGUUAAUUUUCAAUUUGGAGGUUGUAAGUAAGAAGUUUAAAAAAUUUGUUUGAUUUUUCUUCUUCUUAGUACAGCUAUUUGCACAUGUUUUGAAACUUAGACUGUUCACAGGUCUUGAAUUGACUCUGAUCAUGACACAUAAAAGAGAGGAACAUGUAAUGUAGGAGACAAAAAAAAAAUGGAGGUUCCAAAGUGGGGCCCAAUAGCCAGCCCCUUUUCAUGCCAGGAGCCUGUGAACAGAGACAACUCUUAAGUGAAAAGCAGAAAUCAAGCCUAAGAAAUGGUGAUAGUGUAGCAUACCCUCUCUACUUAAAUGCAUUUUGUUCUCAACAUUUCCUUUCACAAUUUUAAGGAAGGAAAAGAGUAAGUAUUACUAUAGGUAAUACUAAUAAAAUGAUAAAUCUUUCUGUCUUUUCAAACAGAAAAUAGAGAGUUUAGAGCAUAGAAUGUACACUCAUCCAAUGCAUAAAGAUCCUGAUCUGAAAUCCCUGUACAAUUUAUGUGAGAAGAAAGCUCAGGUAAAAUAUUGUCAUGUCAUCAUUAAUGUGAAAAUCGAAAAAACUGUUAGCACCACAAAAUAUUUAAUUAAAUAAUGGACUCAAGAUGUUUAGAUGUACUUUUAUUAACCCUUUCACUCCCAAGAUCUUAUGAGUAAUUCUCCUUACUUUCUGCCAAACAAUUCUUAUGAUGAUAGUUCAGAGAAUUUGGUUUGAAUCAUCUGAUAAUCCCUCUAAGUGACAUUGUUCUUUAUUCUCAUCACUUGUCUGCUUGAUAUUGUAUGGAUAUUGUAAGGAGAAAUUCUCUCUUGGUCACUCAUGGGAGUUGAGGGGUUAAAAGCCCAGAAAAUAUUAUAGCAAUCAAGCACUGUGGAUGAUCUCAGCCACUUGCUUGUAUUUUAAAGGGUGCUUUUAUUUAAAGGAGGGCUAUUAAUAAUUAUCUUGUUGGAAAGUUUGUAACUUUUGUUAAAAUUAGUGAAAAAGGCUGCUGUUAUAAGAAAAUGUAUGAAAACUAGUGAGGAGAAUUUAUAUGUUAUGAAGAGGGCUUGAUGGGUUAAUCAUUAUUUUAUAGAGACAGACUUGUCACGGCAAAGCCACUUUAAUUUUCUGUUUGCCUUAUGUAGAUUAUCAGUGAGAUUAAAACAGUCAAGAAGGAAUUGAGGAGAACAAAGACAGUUCUGCAAAUGGAUGAACUCAAGAGUAGGAAACGAGUUUUGCGAAGGUACCAUUAUGCACUUCUAAGUGAAAUAAAAUAUGUAAAAUUAGUUACAGUCUCCUAUAGUUUUAAUUUGUACCCAAAUAUUGUAUUCUUGUAUACAUGCAUUAGCUGUAGCCGUUGCCGUUUUUUUCUGGUUUUGCUUGGUUGGUUUUCAUGCUUUUGUCUUAUGAUGGUGGGAGAUAUACAACUUGUGUGAUCUCUGAGCCAAGAGGUUAUGUUCUUGAGUAGCAUACAUAACCCUCACGGUGCCUCCACCCCCCCCCCCCCUUCUCAACAUUGUAUAGGCGUAACAUCACACUAUAGGGAAACCUAAUGAAGUGGGGGGGGGGGACUAACUUAUGAUGGAGUAGCAUCCCAUACAGGCAUAGUAAGAAUUCCCUCCUCACCCCCCAUCCCCCAUUAGUAGCCGAAAUCGUCCACCCUACAGGAUUUUACUAAUGUACCAUGGAAAAGUUUAUUUACUAACUGCCCAACCUUUGAAAACUUGAAGAAAGGAGUUAUGCGAAUUCUGUUGUUUCUCCUCCUCUGUCUGAAACACUAAUAUUUCAGGUUGGGAUAUGCCACAGCAUCUGAUGUAAUUGAGCUUAAGGGAAGAGUCGCUUGUGAACUAAGCAGGUCAGAAAAAUUUAUUAUAUUAACUUGAUGUAGCUUUCGUGGUCAUGGAAAUAUUCCUAAGUGUUUUUAGGCACACAAGAAACUUGUGUGCGUAAGAUACUAACGAAACGGCCAAACAAAAGAGAAUCCCAAAAGUGCGCGAGGUAUCAACGAAACAAACGAACUAAAGAGCAUACUAAGAGUGCGCGAGAUACUAACGAAACAAAAGAACUAAAGACAAUCGUCAGAGUGCGCGAGAUACUAACGAAACAAACGAACUAAAGACAAUCGUCAGAGUGCGCGAGAUACUAACGAAACAAACGAACUAAAGACAAUCGUCAGAGUGCGCGAGAUACUAGCGAAACAAACGAACUAAAGACAAUCGUCAGAGUGCGCGAGGUACUAACGAGACAAACGAACUAAAGACAUGAAUGAAAGUGAUCUUCGCAGUGAUGUGCACUACUUAGGCAGUAGUGAAAAUAAGGCCUGAAAAAAAUUCAGGCCUGUACGGGACAAUCGUCAGAGUGCGCGAGAUACUAGCGAAACAAACGAACUUAAGACAAUCGUCAGAGUGCGCAAGAUACUAACGAAACAAACGAACUAAAGACAAUCGUCAGUGCGCGAGAUACUAGCGAAACAAACGAGCUAAAGACAAUCGUCAGAGUGCGCGAGAUACUAACGAAACAAACGAACUAAAGACAAUCGUCAGAGUGCGCGAGAUACUAACGAAACAAACGAACUAAAUCAAUCGUCAGAGUGUGCGAGAUACUAACGAAACAAACGAACUAAAGACAAUCGUCAGAGUGCGCGAGAUACUAACGAAACAAACGAACUAAAGACAAUCGUCACAAACGAACUAAAGACAAUCGUCAGAGUGCGAGAUACUAACGAAACAAACGAACUAAAGAAACAAACGAGAGAUACUAACGAAAAAAACGAACUAAAUCAAUGGUAAGAAACAAACGCGCGUCAGAGAUAACUAAACAAACGAACUAAAGACAAUCGUCAGAAACAAAAACGAGCUAAAUGAGAAUGGUAAGAGUGCGCGAGAUACUAACGAAACAAACGAACUAAAUGAGAAUGGUAAGAGUGCGCGAGAUACUAACGAAACAAACGAACUAAAUGAGAAUGGUAAGAGUGCGCGAGAUACUAACGAAACAAACGAACUAAAUGAGAAUGGUAAGAGUGCGCGAGAUACUAACGAAACAAACGAACUAAAUGAGAAUGGUAAGAGUGCGCGAGAUACUAACGAAACAAACGAACUGAAGAGAAUGGUAAGAGUGCGCAAGAUAUUUACGAAACAAACGAACUGAAGAGAAUGGUAAGAGUGCGCGAGAUACUAACGAAACAAACGAACUGAAGAGAAUGGUAAGAGUGCGCGAGAUACUAACGAAACAAACGAACUAAAGACAAUCGUCAGAGUGCGCGAGAUACUAACGAAACAAACGAACUAAAGACAAUCGUCAGAGUGCGCGAGAUACUAAGGAAACAAACGAGCUAAAUGAGAAUGGUAAGAGUGCGCGAGAUACUAGCGAAACAAACGAACUAAAUGAGAAUGGUAAGAGUGCGCGAGAUACUAACGAAACAAACGAACUAAAUGAGAAUACUAACGAAACAAACGAACUAAAUGAGAAUGAAUGGCGAGAUACUAACGAAACAAACGAACUGAAGAGAAUGGUAAGAGUGCGCAAGAUAUUUACGAAACAAACGAACUGAAGAGAAUGGUAAGAGUGCGAGAUACUAACGAAACAAACGAACUGAAAGAAUGGUAGAAUGGUAAACGAACUAAAUGAGAAUGGUAAGAGUGCGCGAGAUACUAACGAAACAAACGAACUGAAGAGAAUGGUAAGAGUGCGCGAGAUAUUUACGAAACAAACGAACUGAAGAGAAUGGUAAGAGUGCGCGAGAUACUAACGAAACUAAUAAUAUACAUGGAAAAAUUACUCAGUUCUGAUUGGUUAAGAUAAAUGCAGUUCUCAGGUAAUUCAGUGCCGAAGAGGGUUAAUUCAGUGCAAAGAAUAAAAACAAAUAAGACAUUCUGAUUGGUCAAUAAAAAACUCACAGAUAGCCAAUCAAAUGCGAGCCUUGGAUGUCGCAACAAAAUUUGAAAAUUUGAAAAUUUGCGAGCGACACAAUGGCCGGCGUUUUAAGUAGGCUUUCUUUUGCCACCGCAGCUGAAAAACGGCCUAAACAACGAAAACACUGUAAAAAGCACUGCCUUUUGGUUGUCGGUUUGAAAAAAGUGGUGUUUAGAGAAGGGAAUUGCCGAGGAAAUCGAAAAUUACGAGCCGACCCAGCUUAACCAAAGCGAACUAAAGAGAAUCAUCAGAGUGCGCGAGAUACUAACGAAACAAACGAACUAAAGACAAUCGUAAGAGUGUGCGAGAUACUAACGAAACAAACGAUCUGAAGAGAAUCGUCAGAGUGCGCAACAUACUAACGAAACAAACGAACUAAAGAGAAUCGUCAGAGUGCGCGAGAUACUAACGAAACAAAAGAACUAAAGAGAAUCGUAAGAGUGCGCGAGAUACUAACGAAACAAACGAACUAAAGACAAUCGUAAGAGUGCGCGAGAUACUAACGAAACAAACGAACUAAAGACAAUCGUCAGAGUGCGCGGGAUACUAACGAAACAAACGAAUGGAAAAGAAUCCUUGGAGUUCGCGAGAUACUAACGAAAUAUACUUUUUUGUAAUCUUUAUACUUCUUGUAAUGUUAGUUUUAAGAUUUCGAUAUAGGUGAUAGAUUUCUUUCGCCACAUUAUCUUUCGGGUGGAAAAUUCAUCGAUACCAUAAGGAGAAAUUUCUCUUUGGUCACUGCUAGGGCUGAAGUGGUUUUGAGAGAGCGAUUCCUUUCGUGCACAUUUAUGUUAAGGAUGUUUGCUGCUAUAAUACCAUUUUGCUAUUUGAUUGUAGUGGGGAUGAACUGCUACUGACAGAGAUGAUCUUUAAUGGAGUUUUCAAUGAACUGACAGUUCAACAGUGCGUGGCUUUACUCAGCUGUUUUGUGUUUGAAGAGAAGGUAACUUCCAAUUACUUACAAUAUUGUUAACUGAGUAUUAUCUUUGCUCAUUUUCAGCACACCACUGAGAAGUGUUGUCCCUUUUAAUGUAUUUUCGCAAUUAAUUCCUUUGAUUUUAUUCACCUACCGUAAAACAGAGUGACGAGAUUCCCAAACUGAAAGAAGAACUCGCAGGUCCCUUGAGACAAAUGCAGGUAAGUUUAACAUUAGUGCUAUUAUAACUUUAUUUUGUAGUACAACUUGUACAUCGCCUAUUAGUCUGCUUGUCAAUUAGUCCGUCCGGUUGUCAGUGCGUCACUCAGUCAUUCAAUCAGUCAAUCACUCAGUCCAUCAGUCAGUCAGUCGGUCAGUCAAUCAGUCAGUCAGUCAAUCAGUCAAUUUGUCAAUCAAUCAGUCGGUCAGUCAGCUGGUCGGUCAGUCGGUCGAGCAGUCUGUUAGUCAGUUAGUUGGUUAGCCUGUUAGUUCGUGAGUGUCGGUCAGUUAGCCUGUCUGUCUGCCUUUCAAUUAAUUAUUCACCCAGUUUGUUAGACAGUCAGUAAAUUAGAUAGACAGUCAGAUAUGUGAGCAGCUUUACUGUCAGUUCAAGCUUUUGUUGCAAAUUUCAUUCGUGGUUAUAUCUUUAGGAAUCUGCACGCCGUAUUGGAAAGGUUUCAGAAGAAGCUAAACUUGAAAUAGAUGUGGAGACAUAUGUGGAAUCCUUUAAACCUCAUAUUAUGGACGUAGUGUUUGCCUGGGCAAAUGGAGCCUCAUUCUCUCAGAUUUGUAAAAUGACUGAUGCGUUUGAAGGUAAAAACGACUUUUUUCUUUGCAUACGAUUGCGUGACUUCCUUAUUCAAUUAGAGCUGUCACACAACAGAAGAUGACGUAGUUAUGCAAAGUGAAGUUUGUGCGCUCUAAUUUGUUUAUGUGUUUAUCAGGCAGUGUUAUUCGUUGUAUGCGACGCUUGGAAGAACUCUUGAGACAAAUGUGUCAAGCAUCCAAAGCCAUAGGAAACACAGAGUUGGAAAACAAGUUUGCAGAGGGUAACAUAUUUUGUAUUAAAGAUUAAUAAUGAAACAAAUUUUUUUUUCAUUACGAUUGUACCUUAAUCUGGGGGUCUGGUAGAAGUGCAAUUUUUUUUGCUGUGGGACAUUUAACUCUUAACCCUGAUAUUGAAAAAAACAAAAACAAAAUUAAUAAGGAAAAAAUUAAAUUAGUUUAUUUUUGAGUUCGUAUAAUUACCCCUGUCCUGAAAUCCAUGUCCUUGAAAAAGUGUAUUGGGAGCAAAUAACUAGGAACAAAUAAUGUAAUAGUGUAUUGGAAAAACGCUCUAUUGAAGUUUGCUGAAAGUGUUUUUUAAUUUUGUUUUCCAAGGAAUAAUCAAAAUCAAGCGGGAUAUCGUUUUUGCUGCCAGUUUGUACCUCUAAGAUGUGAAGAGAGAGUAUUUACCUAUUUUUCUUUGGAUCUGUACAUGGUUCAGCGUCACUUAUGUAUGAUAGACAGAGAAAUCUUCAAAUAUUUGCCGGAAGGUCAACACGCAUAGACUAGAACUCACAGAGACUAUCGUUCCCUCCUUGUACUCUUCAACAUCGCCAACCUUGUCUACAAAGGUUAUUUUUUGAUGGACACUGUAGUAAUGUGAAAAGGACACUUCCAAGAAGCAAGGAGAAAGAAUAUCGAGUUGAAGUCAGUAUCUGAGUAACUGCUCACCUACCCCUCCUCUAACCCAACAACAGUCAACUGAUAACAAGUCAGAGUUAAUCUUGGGUAAAGGGAGGGGUGGGUGUGCGGUAUUUCAGUUACUGACAUUGAUCCAGCAUACUUAGCUUGGAUUCGCCAUUCUUUCCGCGAUAAAUUUUGUAAAUACUUUAUUGUAGAGUUGUGAUUAAAUUGUUAAAAG